AUGUCGCUUUCAAUUCCAGGUCCCUCCCAAGCGGGACUUUUCAAGCCCGGCUACCAGAGCCACGAUGCCGAAGAUGGAGCCGUCAUCCGUAACAUCGAAGCCUGCCAGGCUAUCUCGGGCACCGUCCAGACCUCCCUGGGCCCUUACGGCCGCAACAAGAUCGUCAUCAACCACUUGCAGAAGAUGAUCCUGACCUCCGACGCCGCCGUCAUCCUUCGUGAACUUGAUGUUGUUCACCCCGCUGCUAAGCUGCUCGUGAUGGCCAGUCAACAGCAGGAUGCCGAGAUGGGCGAUGGCACCAACUUGGUUAUCGUGCUGGCCGGUGAGCUGUUGAAGAAGGCCGAGGAGUUGGUUCGCAUGGGUCUGAAGACCAGUGAUAUUGUUUCCGGAUACGAGAAGGCUCAGAACUUUGCUAUGUCUACUCUAGAGGAGCUCGAGGUCGACAGACUCCAGGAUUUGCGAUCGGCAACGGAAUUGAGCAAGGCGCUCCGCACAGUGGUUGCUUCCAAGCAGUCUGGCACCGAAGAUACUCUGGCUGCGCUGGUCGCCGAGGCGGUCUUGGCUGUGCUUCCUAAGAACCCUGCCAACUUCAACGUCGACAAUGUCCGAGUCGUUAAGAUUAUGGGUGGUAGCUUGGAGCAGUCCAAGGUUGUGAAGGGUAUGGUUUUCGGUCGCGAGCCCGAUGGAACUGUUAAGAAGGCCAGCAAGGCCAAGGUCGGAGUGUUCAGCUGCCCCAUCGAUAUCAGUCAGACCGAGACCAAGGGCACAGUUCUCCUGAAGAACGCCCAGGAGAUGAUGGACUUCACAAAGGGUGAGGAAGAGCGUCUUGAGACUGCCAUCAAGGAGCUCUACGACUCCGGUCUCCGCGUCCUUGUUGCUGGCUCCAGUGUCGGCGAUCUGGCCAUGCACUACUUGAACCGUUUCAACAUCCUCGUCGUCAAGGUUCUGUCCAAGUUCGAGCUCCGCCGCCUGUGCCGUGUCGUCGGCGCCACACCCUUGGCCCGUCUGGGUGCCCCCAUGCCCGACGAGAUGGGUCAGAUCGACGUCGUCGAGACUGCCGAGAUUGGUGGUGACCGUGUCACCGUCUUCCGCCAGGAAGACACCAACGCCGUUACCCGCACAGCCACCAUUGUCCUGCGUGGUGCUACCCAAAACCACCUGGAGGAUGUUGAGCGCGCUAUCGAUGACGGUGUGAAUGCCGUCAAGGCCAUCACCAAGGACCCCCGCAUGGUCCCCGGUGCCGGUGCCACGGAGAUCCAGCUUGUUGAGCGUCUGACCAACUUCGCCGACCGAACUCCCGGCCUUCCCCAACACGCGAUCCGCAAGUAUGCCGAGGCCUUCGAGGUCGUUCCCCGUACACUCGCCGAGUCUGCCGGUCUCGAUGCUACCGAGGUCCUCUCGCGUCUCUACACCGCACACCACCGCACCGCCGGUGCCGAGUCAUCUUCCGAGGAGGAGGGUAGCUCGUCUGAAGAAGAGGAGCCUUACUGGACUACGGGUGUCGAUCUUGAGAUCGGCGAGUCAGACGGUACCCUUGAUACCGUCGAGGAGGGUAUCUUGGACCUCAUGGCCUCCAAGAUGUCUGCGAUCCGUCUGGCCAGUGAGUCUGCCCGCACAGUUCUGAGCGUUGACCAGAUCAUUGUCUCCCGACAGGCUGGAGGCCCUAAGCCUCCGCAGGGUGGAGGUGACUGGGACCAGGACUAA
Messenger RNA from Penicillium olsonii, 1704 nucleotides. The record is from the annotation of a GenBank genome assembly. Lineage: Eukaryota; Fungi; Ascomycota; Eurotiomycetes; Eurotiales; Aspergillaceae.